AUGUUGGGGGCCAGCAGGGAGCGGAGUCCUAAGCCGCGGGGCGAGGGGAUGCAGGUGACGCGGGUGCGGAAGGGCGGCUGCCUCCGCGCCACCGGCGAGGAGUACUGCAACGGCGCCGGGCUCUGGGUCAAGCUCACCAAGGAGCAGCUGGAGGAGUACGGGAGCAGCCGUGACCUGGGUGAGGGCUGGCUCCUGGCUCAGAGGUUUGGAGAGGGAGGAGACAAGUUGGUCCCGGUCGACUCCGUGGAGAAGAUCCAGUGGCAGCACCAAACGCUGGGGGUCGAUUAUAAGCCCGCGGUCAGCUGGGAACAAGUGGUGGACCUGACCUACUCCAUGCGCCUGGGAGAGAAGCCCAGACUCGCAGAGCAGGAUGAGGCCGCGGUGCAGAAGUUUCGGUAUGAGUGGUCUGUGCCCCCGGGCUGGAGCUACGAGCAUGACAUGGAGCUGGGGCGCUUCCUGUAUGAUCACAGCGAGAGGGAACUGCAGUAUGGGGACUGCACCAAGGAGCAUCUCAGCAGUGUCGAGGUCUCCUCGCAGGCGGAGGAUGGCAGCGCAGCCCAUCUGACGGACAACCAGACAUACACCUUCUGGGAGAGCAACGGGCCACCGGGGCAGCACUGGGUGCGGCUCAACAUGAAGAAAGGCACCAUUGUCAAGAACAGCUUCCAGGAUGUCUGCAUCCUCCGCGACAUGAAGAUCCAUUUGCCGGUGCUGGAGAUCCGCAUCCUGGAGUGCCGGGACCAAGGGUACAAUGUCCGCCUGCGAGGGAUUAAGUUCAAGUCCUUCUGGGAGCGGGACCUGAUCCUCAAUGCUGACAUGUUCCAGCCAGCCCGGCUGGUGCGCUACCCUCUCCUGGAAGGGGUGAACAGAGAUGUGCUGUACCGGCGGGCUGUGGUCAUUCAGAGGUUUGUCCAGCUCCUGGACAGUGUCCUGUGUUACCUGAUCCCCCUCUCUGAGGACAGCGUUGGCACCUUCAAUGCACUCAGGAGCAUGAAGCCGUUCUUGCUGCUGUCCAAGCAGAGCACAGCCCUCAUCACCCACUGUCUCCAGUCCUCGGAGAGCACCCCGCCUCACACCCUGCCAAAGCUGUACAUCAACCGGCACCUGGCCCGGGAGCACCGCAGCAAUCCUGCACUGGACCCCAGCUGCAGGAACACCGUCUUCACCCAGCUGUACGAAGGGCUCAGAUCUUCCAAGAACAAUCAGCCCCUGGACUACAGGUGGCCCCUGAGCUACAGCCAGUGGUGGGAGUGCGAGUUCAUCACCGAGGGCGUCAUUGACAAUGGCGGCGGUUUUCGGGACAGCCUGUCGGAUAUUUCAGAGGAGCUGUGUCCCAGCUCAGGCGAUGUUGCUGUGCCCCUACCCUUCUUCGUGCGCACCUCCAAUAAGGGUAACAGCGGCAGCGACACCAGGGACUUGUACGUUCCCAACCCCUCCUGCAGGGACUUCCCCAAGUAUGAGUGGAUCGGGCAGCUGAUGGGAGCAGCCCUGAGGAGCAAGGAGUUUCUGAUCCUGGCUUUGCCGGCGCUGGUGUGGAAGCAGCUGGCAGGGGAGGAGGUCAGCUGGAGCAAGGACUUUGCCACCGUGGACUCAGAGCUGGUGAAGCUGCUAGAGGUGCUGGAGGGGGUGGACAGGGAAGCCUUUGAGUUCAUGUUUGGCAGAGAGCUGACCUACACGAUAGUGCGGAGUGACCAGCGCGUUGUGGAGCUGAUCCCCAAUGGCAGCAGCACCGUGGUGUGCUACGAGGACCGCAAGGAGUUCAUCCGCCUGGUGCAGAGGGCUCGGCUGGAGGAGAGCAAGGAGCAGAUCGCAGCCAUGCGUGCUGGGUUGCUCAGUGUGGUACCUCAGCCUGUGCUGGACCUGCUCACCUGGCAGCAGCUGGAGAAGAAAGUCUGUGGGAACCCUGAGAUCACAGUGGCUGAACUGCGGAGGUUUAUCACGUUUGAGGACUUUCCCUCUGAUGACACCCGUAUCCAGAACUUCUUGGAGGCGCUCGAUAACUUCACCAGUGAGGAUCUCAGCCGCUUCCUCAAGUUCGUCACUGGCCGGAGCCGCCUCCCAGUUCAGAUCACUGUCUACCCAGAAAGGGAGAACUUGAACGCGUUGGACCUGAUGCCACAGGCCUCCACGUGCUCCUGCAGCUUCUACUUGCCCAACUAUUCCUCGGCCAAGGCCUGUGAGGAGCUGCUGCGAUACGCCGUGUACAACUGCAUGUCCAUCGACACCGACAGGAACCCCUGGGAUGAAUGA
Molecule: messenger RNA, 2250 nt
Organism: Haliaeetus leucocephalus (bald eagle)
Lineage: Eukaryota; Metazoa; Chordata; Aves; Accipitriformes; Accipitridae
Product: E3 ubiquitin-protein ligase HECTD3-like
Exons: 21
Coding region: 1-2250 (749 amino acids)
Molecular function (GO): ubiquitin-protein transferase activity
Source: RefSeq, a predicted model, not a curated record